Messenger RNA from Anneissia japonica, 4684 nucleotides. RefSeq names its product tubulin delta chain-like. Gene Ontology annotation, cellular component: microtubule; cytoplasm. The coding region runs from base 343 to 1683 and encodes 446 amino acids. Gene Ontology annotation, molecular function: GTP binding; structural constituent of cytoskeleton. The record is from RefSeq and is a predicted model, not a curated record. The transcript is spliced from 3 exons. Gene Ontology annotation, biological process: microtubule cytoskeleton organization; mitotic cell cycle. NCBI's taxonomy places the organism in Eukaryota, Metazoa, Echinodermata, Crinoidea, Comatulida, Comatulidae.
AUAAACAUCAACAAACACAAGUUGGGCUCUGUAGUGGGAAGUGUUUACAUUACAUUGAUUAACCAAGAAAACAACAAACUAUGUUUAUUCUGUGUUUAUGCCAAUCAAGUAAUUAGGUGUUUUUCUAGCUAUGCAUUUUCCCUACUUGGCCUAUGAAGAUUAGAGGUCUGGAUAUAGGCCUAGGCCCAGCCCCGGGCCAAGCCUAGAUAGCUAGUGAGUGAGUGAGCGCAGGUGCCUCCAUCCAGGCAUUCCCCUGGGUUAUCAGAAAAUAGCGUGCUGUACCGAUAGUAUAAUUUGUGAAACUACACCUAACAUAUAAGUGGAUACUGAAGGAUAAUCACAAUGUCAAUAGUGACUCUGCAGGUUGGCCAAUGUGGAAACCAGGUUGGUCUAGAAUUUUUUAACACUAUCAUGGAAGAUGUUGCUGGCAGUGCAACUUCUACAGCCAGAUAUCCCCACUUCAAUGAGCAAACUCUUACCAGGUUCUUUGAUGACCCAGAGGGCAGCAAAGAAAAAUUACCUGUUGCCAGAGCAGUCCUGGUGGACAUGGAAACCAAAGUAAUCCAGAAGAUGUAUGAGACAUCUGAAAAAAGUGGUCGCUGGAUUUAUGGUAGACACACCCACUUCUGCCAGAAAAGAGGUUCUGGGAAUAACUGGGCAAAUGGCUUCUUUGUGUAUGGACGUAAAGCUGAAGAAAAUGUUUUAAACAUAGUGCGUAAAGAAGUGGAGAAAUGUAGCAGAUUAACAGGUUUUUUAAACUUGAUGAGCUUAGCAGGUGGCACAGGCUCUGGGGUUGGUACAAGUCUGACACAAAGCCUUCGGGAUCAUUACCCACACAGCUUCAUUCUAAACCAAGUUGUGUGGCCACAUAGUAGUGGUGAAGUUUGCCUUCAAAACUACAAUUCAGUUUUGUCGCUGUCACAUCUCUACAGGUCAUGUGAUGCAAUCCUUCUGCUUAAUAACGACAACUUGAAUAAGAUUUGCUCCCAGCUUUUGGGAAUUAAGAAUGUUGGGUUUAAGGACAUGAACAGAGUCAUAGGCCACCAACUAGCAUCAGCUUUUGAGCCAGCUUACAUUCACUGUGACAAAUCAAGUACAUGGUCUUCUGUAGAAGACACAUUUGAACACUUAGUGGCACACCCAGAAUUCAAACUUCUGACAUCAAGGAGUGUACCCCAGACGUCUGAGCGUUCAAUGGAGUUUAGUACCUACAAUUGGCCGAGUCUACUCAAAUACUUGAGACAAAUGUUGAUUGCCGACUCGUAUAUGGAUGAAGGUAUUAACUGGCACCUAAAGAUACCACCUUCAUCUUCUAACCAAGCAUCAGCCAGUUAUAUAAAAUCUAUCAGCAAUCAACUCAUUCUCCGAGGAAAGGAUUCAAAACUUGCAGAUUGUCAGCACUUCAAAGAUAUGGCUUUAUAUACACGUUGGACUCCUCCAAGCUCUGUCUUAUCAGUACUAUCACACCCUCAUCAAUUUCUGAAGUAUGAGAAGUCUGCUACAUUACUAAGCAACUGUCAAUCGCCUGUGAAGCCACUGGGGAAGGCCCUUGACAAGGGUUGGCAGAUGUUUGCAAUGCGGGCCUAUGUUCAUUGGUAUACCCGAUAUGGUAUGAUGGAGGAAGAUUUUAUAGAUUCUUUUGCUUCUCUGAAACAAGUUCAUCACAGUUAUGCAACUCUUUGAUGUACAAUACUGUACUGACUUCAUCUUCCUGUUAAAAACAUACAGGAUUUAAUAAUAGAAUGGCUAUGACAUACAAUACACUAAUAGAGAACAAAGUUGAUUAAAAACAUUUAGGUGUAUUAAACAUUUAGGUGUACAGAAUUAUAAUUGAUUAAAUUCAGAUUGUUAUUUUUGUAUAUUGUUUAUAUUGUCUAUCAAUCCAAAAAAUAUACAUGGCCCUUCCUCAUUCGCUAAUCCAUUUUAAUCUUGUUGGCCAUUGCUUGGAACAGACUAUUAAAAUAAAAUCGAUGUUGCACAGAUUCUAAACAAAAAAAGACCAAUAUAAUACUUAGAUUUUAUAUUCAUAUUACAUUUAUUUCAUAUUCAAAUUUUAUAUUUACAUUUAAAUAAACAUUUUCCAAUCUGAUUUGCACAUUUGGAUAUCUAGAUUCUCCAGCAUAUCAUACAUAGACUUCAAUCAUACAACUUAUCUAUUGAUGGGGGCGCCAUUCACAAUUAACAAUGUCGGUAACUGAAUCAGAUACAGUAUACAGUACAGUACUCAUUUAACAAUACAGAAAUUAGAUAUACUGUCUAUGAUUAGUCCUAGUUAAGCUCUUAAGCAUGCAACUAAUACAUUCAAAAGGUAGAAACUGCUCAAGUUGACUUCAAAUGAGAUAGAUCAAAACAACUGGCAGGAAAAGAGUGUCAAUAAGUGGUAACAUUAACAUUUCUGCAACUAAAUGCUCUCAGUAAUGCAAUAUUAUUACAGUCUUAACCAGAAUAUUAAUAUUUAAUCUGGUUAAGACUAAUAAUAUUACAGUCUUAACCAGAUUAAUAUUUAACCUGAAAAGUGAAGAGUAUGGAAUCUGAAGAAGAUUGGUUAGGAUUGAAAGACUACAAAAAGGAUAAUGAUAAUUGUGAACAGCAGCCCCUACAGUUAAUUUUUGCUUAUAUUGGGAAUACAUUUGAACUUGCUUAAGUCGAAUCCAAAAUGGCAUUAAAAAAUUGUUUGACUUGGAUAAAAUUUGACUUGCACAUUGUUAGUUAAUGGAAAACAACAAUUUACCAUGUAAAAUAAGACUAAGAAAUUAGUUGAGUUAGGCAAAUUUGACUUAGGCAAGUUUAAAUGUAUUGUGAUCAUGUGUUGUUACUGUAUUUCUUUUUUGAGUAAUUGAAAAAUAUCAUUUUUCUAUUAAAAACAAAUCAAGAUUUAUACUGCAUGGUUUAACUGUUAAAAUUCUAAAUGUACUUAUACAGUAAACAGUUCAACAUAACACAACAUCAUAACAUACAUCAAUAUAGCUCUGUAACACUGAUACUGCAAUAAGUUUUGAAAUCAAUAAUUGUAAAUAAAUGGUAAAAUCAUUAUGAUUUUUCUAUGACAGGGCAGUAACCAGGGGGAUUUCUAUGGUUGGGCUGUGAGUACCAACCUCAUUGCAUCAAAUAUUAUUAAAAUGAUGAUGAAAUUCACCACUUACGGGUCUUGAUUAAGGAGUUCAUAAACAUGGAGAUAAACUGGGGCAUAGACAUGGAGGAAAGGAUGCAUAAAAUUGUACUAUGUCUCUUCCUUGUGAAUAUACCCCACUUUCCCCCUGAAUAAUUUCCCCUGCCAUUUGGUCAAUCUCUGAAUUCUGAUAAAUUGCAUUUAACUUGGUGUCUAUUUCAAUCAACACAUCACAAAUGAGGAAAUUAUAUAUUAUACUAUAAUGUAUAAUGUAGUUGAUACAAUUUAUCAAGCUUAUCAGAAUUCUGUAACAACUGUACUAUGUUAUACUCAAUGUAUUCGAUACAAUUUAUCUGGGUAAUCACACUAUUAUAAUGUUAUAACAUACUUGCCAAAGUCAUAACUAUGGUGGUAAUACAACAAUAUGGAUUUGAACUACAUGCCAUUAUCAAUAAAAUGGAAUGAAACUUGAUACAGUACUAAAUUUACAUCUUAAUUUUGGCAAGAAUUACAGCCAUAGCAAAACCCCAUAAUGCUGUAAACAAAGAUUAAUGAGACUGAUGUAAAUUUUUAUUUUCAAUUAAAUGGGUGGCCCUAAUACUUAUAAGGCUUGACAUUUCCAAAUGUGAAUCUAUGCCUGGAAUGCAUGCCAAAUAACAGUAACAUCAAUGAUAUAAUGCACACAUUAUUUAAUUCCUUGAGCAGGUACAGAAUUAACCAUGUUUUCAACAAAAGAGGACAUCAUCACAAUAUGUACACAAAUUAAAUGGUUAAGCACUGAAUGUUUCCCACAAUGCAUCAGUACUGAUACUUAUCUAUCAUUUGUUUAUUGCUUUAUUUUACUAAUUAUUGGAAAUAAUAGAGGGGAUGUUUUGUAUACAAGUUCAGGGGAAGGAAAGGUGGUGAUGAAUAGGAAAAGUACAAGGGGAUAGUGGAGAAGAUAUUAGGCUUUACAGUGCACAAAAAAAAAUAGUUAAGUCAAUAACUAUUUAAAAAAAAGAAUAUAAAACAUUAAGUGUCAGUUUAGAAAAGUAAGUCUAAAUGAGCAUUUUAAAGGGGUAAUGUAUUCCAGUAUAUGGAAGCCCACAACAAUUGAAAAGCCUGGUCCUGAGUUCUUAUAAGAACACAACAAGAAAAAGGGGAAAAUCCAAGGAGAGGAGAUGAAAUACAGUUUAUAUUCUGAUCACUUCAAAUACUUUUUCAAAAUAAAUUCAAUAAAUAUGUUUUGGAACAUACAUUAGAUAUUGAUAAAUAUAAAUUGCUUUAUAUGGAUAAUGAAGUAUACAAUGUACUUAAUCAUGAGCCAAUAUACCAUCUACCAAUCACUCUCAUACUCAACACACUAAAGCUGCCUAUCACAGUACUCCACUGGGUAUAUAAUAAACACAUUGACAGUUUACUACAGGACUUGCAAGGACUUAAACCUGUGUUUUUGGCAAACACACAACCAUUAGGCGAAACUUUUUUAUACCUGGUUUAGCGAAUCCACCGCCCGCCAAUAAUGAUGAUUUGGAAUAAAAAUAAAAUUUUAUUUUAGGCCGAUCAGCAAAACCGCCAUGAAAUUUCAGAAAAAAA